UCAAAAAACCUAAAGACUACUACCUCCUAUACAGAUGCUGUCACUGGAACGAUACGGAUUGCCUUGAGCACGAUCGAGGACUCAAAUACGAUCAGAAGAUGCUGUCACUGGAACGAUACGGAUUGCCUUGAGCACGAUCGAGGACUCAAAUACGAUCAGAAGCUCCUGAGAUCUGUCCAGAAUGCCAGCCACAUGGCCUCAACUUGCUCUGAUCAAUGCAGCAGCAUUCGGUUAUUAUUGGAGAGUCAGAUUCCUUCUCUGGACUGGAGUAGACGUGAAUUGCAAAGAUGAUGAAGAGUACAUGUUUACUCCAAUCAUCUGCGCCGCUCGUAAUGGGCACCAAGAGGUGGUGGAUCUGUUGAUUAAAGCGGGGGCGAAUAUAGAAUGUAAAGACAAUGACGGGGAUACUCCAAUCAUCAUCGCCUCGAUUAAAGGACACCAAGAGGUGGUGAAUCUAUUGAUUCAAGCGGGGGCGAAUAUAGAAUGUAAAAACAAUAACGGGUAUACUCCAAUCAUCAGCGCCUCGAUUAAAGGACACCAAGAGGUGGUGGAUCUGUUGAUUAAAGCGGGGGCGAAUAUAGAAUGUAAAGACAAUGGCGGGAAUACUCCAAUCAUCAUCGCCUCGACUAAUGGACACCAAGAGGUGGUGGAUCUGUUGAUUAAAGCGGGGGCGAAUAUAGAAUGUAAAGGCAAUGACGGGGAUACUCCAAUCAUCAUCGCCUCGAUUGAAGGACACCAAGAGGUGGUGGAUCUGUUGAUUAAAGCGGGGGCGAAUAUAGAAUGUAAAGACAAU
Lineus longissimus is the source of this 793-nucleotide messenger RNA. RefSeq names its product ankyrin repeat domain-containing protein 29-like. Gene Ontology annotation, molecular function: protein binding. NCBI's taxonomy places the organism in Eukaryota, Metazoa, Nemertea, Pilidiophora, Heteronemertea, Lineidae. The record is from RefSeq and is a predicted model, not a curated record. The transcript has 3 exons. The annotation marks the transcript as partial.